GCGGGGCAGGCGCGGGCGGCGGCGCAGAGAAGAGCGCGGGUGGAGGGCGCGGACCGACCGAGCGCACCGACCAUGGCCUCCAAGUGUCCCAAGUGUGACAAGACCGUGUACUUCGCCGAGAAGGUGAGCUCCCUGGGCAAGGACUGGCACAAGUUCUGUCUCAAGUGUGAACGCUGCAACAAGACACUGACCCCCGGCGGGCACGCUGAGCAUGAUGGGAAACCCUUCUGUCACAAGCCCUGUUAUGCCACACUGUUUGGACCCAAAGGUGUGAAUAUCGGGGGCGCUGGUUCCUACAUCUACGAGAAGCCUCCGACGGAGGCCCCUCAGGUCACUGGUCCCAUCGAGGUCCCUGUAGUGCGAACUGAGGAGCGGAAGACCAGCGGGCCCCCCAAGGGUCCCAGCAAAGCUUCUAGUGUCACCACAUUCACUGGGGAGCCCAACAUGUGUCCUCGAUGCAACAAGAGAGUGUAUUUCGCUGAGAAGGUGACCUCCCUGGGCAAGGACUGGCACCGGCCCUGCCUGCGCUGUGAACGCUGCUCCAAGACACUGACUCCGGGCGGGCAUGCUGAGCAUGAUGGCCAGCCCUACUGCCACAAGCCUUGCUAUGGAAUACUCUUUGGACCCAAAGGAGUGAAUACUGGAGCUGUGGGCAGCUAUAUCUACGACAAGGACCCAGAAGGCACAGUUCAGCCUUAGAGCUGAAGGUGCUGUCCUCGGGGUCCCCUAUUUGACCCUGAGGCAAAGUGACCUGUCGCCUCAUCCUGCCUCAGCAUGUCUUGCCUGCAAAUCCAGGACCUAAGUGGUGGAGGAGAAAGCCUGGGUAGUCCCCUUCAUCACCUUGGCAUGCCCUGUGUUGCCCACAGUUUUACUUUCUGUCUGUGUGCCUCCAUAGCCCCCAUGGAUCCUGUGUUCCUGUACCCAGCAUUCUCUCUGUCCCUGUGUCCCCAUGUCCCUGAUACCUCUCCGAGGUGGCUGUCCUGUGAGGUCCCUUUGCCCACACCUGCCCACCAGUAUUAUUUAUGCUCUGCUUGCUGGUGAUGGCCAUGAGCUCACAGCAUACCCAGGGUGACGGCACCCCUGCAAGGAGCCCUCUGCUGGCUCCCACACUACUUACUUACCUUCACACGGUUCACAGCUAUGGAGACUUUUGCCGUCAAUAAAUAGUUUGGUUUGAGGAUUGCA
Messenger RNA from Grammomys surdaster, 1185 nucleotides. RefSeq names its product cysteine rich protein 2 (gene Crip2). The record is from RefSeq and is a predicted model, not a curated record. The transcript is spliced from 7 exons. Lineage: Eukaryota; Metazoa; Chordata; Mammalia; Rodentia; Muridae. The coding region runs from base 73 to 699 and encodes 208 amino acids.